CAAGUAGCUCGCCUCAUCCGAGCUCCUCAGAGAUGACCGACGAACUCCAUCUCUCGAAGAACUCUGAGAUUGAUUGUUUUCUCUUGGAUACGUUAUCUACAAAUUUGCUGAAUCUUUGUCUGAUUGGUUAGUUGUCUUGUCUAUGUCGACUGGUUAGCAACUCAUCCUAUUUCCCCUUUUAGAAAGUGUUGUGAUUUGGUUUGAAUCAAAGCCUUCUGUCUCUAUGAAAUAAUCAACUGCGUUGGCCUAAACUUUGUUGUGCAGCAAAAUACUAAUGCCUGUUUUGCAUCAUCUGUUGGGUUUAGCAGUUUAGCUCCAAGAAGUUGGUGCGGGGCAUGGUUUGGAAUUAUCUAAAAUAUUGUAUUUACAUCUCAACAUCUCUGUCGCACUCAUAUUGUUGGCCUGAAGGAAGGUUACGUUUUCCACUCCCUCUUAAGUAUUUUAGGUACAGGUAGUAAAUUAUUUCAUGUGAUUGACUGUUAGGUCAAUAAAGAAUAGUGGCUCUUUAGUUUGAAUGGUAGUUUGAAGCUUGACCUUGUACAGCUUAGCAUGUUUCGUGUCAGAUGCUAGUUUUUGUUGCUGAAAGCUUCAGGACUAAGGAAGUACUCUGACACCCCUUUAUAAGUCUUUCUUCGAAUUGAAUACAAAGCCAAACUAGUUUUGUAAUUGUGCAAAAGUAUCUUUGGUUUGAGGUUUCUCUUGGUAUUUAGUGUGAAGAAACCUGCAUCACAAUACCGAGCAUACUUGGUUCAUCAUCCUCGGUAAUUGUUGUUGUUGCUUGAUUUCUAUUGAGUUGGAUCAUCGCUGAUGGGACCAGGAGGACCAGGAGGUGGAGGGCCAGGAGGCGGAGGGCCUGGCUGGGGUGGGGGUCCUGGAGGCGGAGGGCCUGGCUGGGGUGGGGGUCCUGGAGGUGGAGGGCCUGGCUGGGGUGGGGGGCCGUGGGGUCCUGGGGGGCCGGGGGGUCCUGGAGGGCCUGGAGGACCCUGGGGGCCUGGUGGACCCUGGGGGCCUGGUGGAUUUGGUCCUGGUGGCUUCUUCGGGGGAUGCGUAGAUGGCUUAUGCGGCAUGAUAACUUCAUGCAUUUCCUGCUUGUGCUGUUGUUGGUUGCUACGAGAUUGUUUUGGUGGACCAGGUGGCCCAUAUGGUCCUCCAGGUCCGGGAGGACCCCCAGGGUUCUGAUUCAGUCGCUCCUGGUGUUGUUUGAAAAGUUUUUAAGUCAGUUGCAUGUGGCAAUUGCAGAUCCUUGCAGUAGUAGGCUAGUUGAUUCAGUAUCUUGAUUUCUUGUUAUUUGACAAUCUUGAUGAUGCUAUUCUGGGCUGUCAUAGUAUAUUUAGCUCUAUUUUUCGUUUUGAGUGAGCUGGGAUUCUCAAUUGUUUUGUUUGUUGGGUCUUGUUUUCCUUCUCUCCCACAAAAGAAAGAUGUUUUGAGGAUCUGAGUUACUGGAAAUCAGAACAUUUGUAUCGGCCAUGUAUGUUAAUUAAUAAGAUGCAUUUCAGAAUUAUUUGCGAAA
This is a messenger RNA of Tripterygium wilfordii, 1510 nucleotides long. RefSeq names its product putative polyketide hydroxylase. The record is from RefSeq and is a predicted model, not a curated record. The transcript has 3 exons. NCBI's taxonomy places the organism in Eukaryota, Viridiplantae, Streptophyta, Magnoliopsida, Celastrales, Celastraceae. Bases 808 to 1179 code for a protein of 123 amino acids.